Messenger RNA from Aspergillus chevalieri, 2190 nucleotides. RefSeq names its product coiled-coil domain-containing protein MAD1 (gene MAD1). Gene Ontology annotation, biological process: mitotic spindle assembly checkpoint signaling; attachment of mitotic spindle microtubules to kinetochore. Gene Ontology annotation, cellular component: mitotic spindle; nuclear envelope; kinetochore. NCBI's taxonomy places the organism in Eukaryota, Fungi, Ascomycota, Eurotiomycetes, Eurotiales, Aspergillaceae. The record is from RefSeq and is a predicted model, not a curated record. The coding region runs from base 1 to 2190 and encodes 729 amino acids. The transcript has 3 exons.
AUGGAGCCAGAUAGAGAGUCGCGAUUGUCUGUUAGCUCGCUCGCCGAAGGAUUUUCCCCGUUACCAAUUCCGAGAGCGCGCCAGUCGUUGCGACAAUCCGUCCGUCCGCCGCAGCCCCAGAAGCCUGGUCCUGACACCGAGAAGGAAGAACUUCGCGUGCAGGUUAGCACCUUACGAUAUGAAUUGGAGAAUAUCAAACAGGAGCGUGAUGUGACGGCACUACGUCACGAGAAAGAGCUUCGAGAUUUACAACUGAAGGCGGAUGCGGAUUUUCGGAAGGCUCAGGCCGCCGAAUCAGCUAGUCACCGUGCGAACCACAAGAGCGAGACCCUCGCCAAGGAGCUCAAGGAUGUCCAGGACAACGCGCUCAACGAGAAAGUCGGUCUCGAACGGAAAUUGAGAACCCUACAAGAUCAAAACCAAAACCUGCAGGAAGAGAUCAGCGACGCUCAGGCGCAACAAUCAGACCAGGAACGACAAUUUAAGUACCAAAUCAAUGAAUUAGAAGCCAUCCGCUCAUCCCUCCAACAAACCAUCGAAACCCUCCAAUCCGAAGUCGAGAGCGUGAAAAAUGAUCUCCACGGAGCCCAAGGGCGGUUGUCUGAACAAGAGGCCAGUGUCGCAGAGCUGGAAACGGAGAAUAUCCACCUCAAGGCGGAGGGGAGCGAUGCGGAGACACUGGCCGUUCUCAAGAGGGAACUCUCCGACCAAGUGAACCAUAUCAGGAAUCUCGAAACUACAAACCGGGAACAAACGGUGGAAUUACGGCAUCUACGCAAGAUUCAAAGGAAUGUUGAGGUUGUGGAGGAACAAAAGAAGUCAUUGGAAAACCAACUCCAGCUUAUGAAGGGGGUUGAGUCGGAACUGGGUACCGUUCAGAUCCAAAAGCAGAUUCUGGAAGACGAACGGAAGUCGUGGACCAGCCUGCUACAGGACAAUGAUGAGUCAGCCGAAUUGGACUCUCCGGACGCGGUUGUGAAGGCUUUGCUGCAGGAACGCAUUGAGAAAGCAACAUUUGUAGACAAGCUGGGAACUGUUGAGGCGCAGUUCCUGGAGAAGGAUGAAAUGAUCCAAGCGCUUGAAUCGGAAAAGACAAACCUACGACAAGAACUGGCCAAGGUUCAGUCUGCUGGUGGCGCUGGAAAUAUGGCAGAUAGUCGGGUCAAAGCGAGACUUGAGCGGCAGCGCGCUCUCGCUAUCAAGGAGAUCGAAUAUCUUCGUGCGCAGCUGAAGACUUUCGACACGGAAGAGAUUACUAUGAACGAGGAGAGCCGGUUUGACGAACAGAAGUCGGAGCAAAUUGCAAACCUGGAGAAGAUCAUUGAUGAGUAUCGAGAGGAAUUAGAAAAGGCUCAUGAAGAGCUUUCUAAGCGGGAAGCUCCUCGGCCAGAAGAACCCCGGGGAGUCAAACGAACACUGUCACCUGCUGAGAGCGAGGCAGAAAACGAGCGUCUUUCAGUGCUAUCCCGCAAAAACAGAAGUCUGCAAGAAUCGCUAUCCAAGUCCGAACAAGGCGCCAAGCUCCUUCAUCAAGAGCUCAAAGCCGCCAAAUCACAUCUCAGACACCUCCAAGCCAAAUCUCGCACCCGAGUCCUCGAACUCCGCGAUAACCCCACUGCACAAGCCGAGAACAUCAAGCUCUCCACCCUCACUACUCUCAAAGCAGAAAACCGCGAUCUCCUCGCGCAGCUCCGUGGCAGCUCCCUCCAUGUCAAAGUCGUCCCUGCUACCACCCUCGAAAGCAUGAAGCUCGACAUCCAAGACAUGGAACGCUCAGUAGCUGACAAAGAGAAACGCAUGCGCCGCCUGAAAGAGAUCUGGACGGCCAAGUCUUCCGAGUUCCGCGAAGCAGUCGCCUCUCUGCUGGGCUAUAAGCUGGAUUUCCUUCCCAACGGUCGUGUACGUGUUACGUCCAUGUUCCACCUCUCGCCUGCCUACCGGCACGGUGACCCGGGUGCCUCCUCGGACUCUAGCGGACCAGGAAGUAUGGGCAGUGGUGAGGAGAACUCGAUUAUCUUCGACGGAGAGAACGGGACGAUGAAAAUCUCGGGGGGUCCGAACAGUCUUUUCGCCAUGGAGAUUAAGCCGCUUAUUAAGUUCUGGGUUGAGGAGAGGAAGGACAUUCCUUGCUUCCUUGCGGCGAUGACAUUGGAUUUCUAUGACAAGACUACAAGGGCUGGAAGGAUAUAA